This is a messenger RNA of Meira miltonrushii, 4527 nucleotides long. RefSeq lists its product as uncharacterized. The coding region runs from base 244 to 4428 and encodes 1394 amino acids. The record is from RefSeq and is a predicted model, not a curated record. Lineage: Eukaryota; Fungi; Basidiomycota; Exobasidiomycetes; Exobasidiales; Brachybasidiaceae. The transcript has a single exon.
CUCGCUAUUUCACAUUCUUUUUCUUUGAUCGCUAUCAACUUAUCGACUUCUUAUUCAGAUUCGCUUUUGUACAUCGCUAUGUAUUAACAAACACAAACAAACGAUUGCUACACGUAAAACGCAAAUCAUCAGAUUCACCUUCUUUUUAUUAUUCGACAUUCUUUAUAUCACUUCACAUUCACUUAAAACGAUUCGACACAGAUUUUAAACAUCAAAUCCUAGCCCCUCAUCAACGAAAUCGACAUGGAAAAACCAGUCGGACGAAAGGCAAGCUUUGCCAGAUAUGAUGCAGAGGGAAAACAAAUAAAAGGUCACAAGAGUGCUCAGAGUAGCGGAAGCGGAGCAGGAGCAUGGAUGGGAAAAGGAAAGGCAACAGGUAGUAGUAUGGUGGCAAAUAAAGACACGGUUGAAGUUGAAGCAAAAGAUGGCAGAAAAUAUCAUAUUCCAGCAACUGCUGCUGCAGCGGUAAUACGUGCAACAGAUGUUCAAAAACAAAUGUUAGCCAACAAAAAGGAUUUACAGCCAUCGGAAAGUGGGGAUGUUGAUUUGGAUUUGAGCUUUGAUUUUGUCAGUAAGAUGGAAGGAGGGAAAAAGUCAAAGGAUAUCCAAUUGGAAAAGGAGAACCUUCCGACGCCCAGUACACCUCCAAGACGUGACACGAUCGACGGCGAAAAGAAUACAACUCCAAUUCCACGAGGAAUGUCUUCGACCGACUGGGGAUCACGUCAACGUAAAAAGCCACCUACACCUUUAUCAUUGGGCCGCAAGAGGGAAAGUGUAGAGACCGGACGUGAUCUAGCUUCUCAAUUCAGCCCUGACAGUCCUACAAUCCAAACAAAUUAUGAUGAUGAGCCAUUAACGAUCGUACCGAUCAGCGCGACAAGACGUGCAAAUGACGCCGGAAUAUUAUCGACGCUGGAUAGUAUCACCCCUGCGGCAGAAUCCAAUAACGCAGCAAUGACAAAUUUGAUUCAACAACAACGAAUGGCAGCGUCCAAGCGUCAAAAUGUUUCACAAACAUCACUAAGCACAAAAUCGCCUGGAAAGCGGAAAAAGGUACCUAAACCCGAGCACAGUUCGCCAAAAAAGAACGUCUUUGCAGAUUCAUCAAAUAGAUUAGGACAUAAAGUGCCAUUCGGAUCAAAUCAAAAGGCAAAUAACGCUCAGAUCGUGCGGGCUGAAGAAAAUACACUAUUUUAUGAUGGUAAAUCAGAAGACGUUCACAGUAAGAGUUAUGGACAUUCAACGGAUUCUGAUAAACGUAUAAGUAAUACAACUUCAUCCUAUUAUCAUACCAACGAAUCCCAUGAGACGACCGCAAGCAAAGGAAGGAGAUCGCGUCAAUUGAGCGCAAGAGAGAGUAUUGGAAGUAGUAAUCAUUCAAUGCCAGUCUCAUUUAAGACUGCCGGUACCCAAGAGGCAGAGUCCUCAGCCGGUCACGGUGCAUUCUCAAGCGAUCAUGCGCCUUCUCCAUCCGCGCAAAAUGUGCUUGGAUUACUGUUUCCAGCUGAUCAUGUUCCUGUCGUACCGCGUAUCGAGACAACCGCUGCACCUGGUACGGCUGGUUCUCAGCCUUCCGAUGCAAGCCCAUUGCUUACCCAAAAAUCGACACCCAUCACACCGCAUUCUCCCCUAUUCUCUGAUGGCGGCGCUGGUGAAUCGCAUGGCCGUUCAAGUGUCUCCUCUACAGGUGGUAGAACGCCUCUGACGGCCGUUUCUACAUUAUUUGGAGAUCGAACAGAACAGGAUGGCAAGCUCAAAGCAGAUUCUACAUCGAUGAUACGCGGUGCAACAACUCCCAAUCCAAUCUCAUCAAUUGCAGGUGAAGUGAUCCGUGAAGAAUCAUCACUUUCGAUCGAUCGUCCAAAUUCUGUUGCACCUUCUGAUUCAACAAAGAUGCAAGAUGGUCAUGAUAUACAAGGUCGUAACUCAACAGAAACAGAUGAAAGUCUACGGGGAGAACAAAGGAAGAAUAUGAUUGUCAACACAGAUCCAUCUCCACGCAAGAAACAAGAUUCAUUUGACUUGACGGAUAUUACCGGCACACGUGCAAAGAAAGGUCCAUGGUCACAAAGUCCAUUGUUGCUCGAAUCGGAUGAUCAAUCGUCGAAAAAGCGUGUUAGCACUAUUGGCGAAAAUGCCGAUAUGGGAUUUGGUCUUGGUUUGUCGCUUUUGGGUGAAAGAGAUCCUGAAAAGUUUGCCAAAGCUUCUCAAGGUCAUUCGAAUUUGACCGUGAACAGAGCUGAAGUUUCGCAUGCGAACGACAAUUCUAUUGGCUUAGACCUUGGAGAAAUUGAUGAGCAAGCAUCUUCAUCGAAGAAUCGAAAGGACACCAAAGCAUUCACCAAAUCACCUAGCGCUUCUUCCACUCUUGAUGGGUUUGCGAUCAACGUAACUCCUGCUAUUGAAAAGGAAGGUAUCAAAACACCUGAUCAUCGGGUAGACGUGCCGAGCAACGUUGUGGAUAUCGAAGAGAUCCUAGCAGCAGGUAACAAUGCUGAAUCUCGUGGUCGAUGGAGUUCGAAAUUAUGGAGCGUUACAAGCGCUUUCCGUUCGCCUAUAAGAUCAUCCUUUGAUGUCAACAAUUCAGCACAAUCUCCACCUAUGCGUGCGCUCACUCUUGUCGGAAAGAAUCAAGACGGUACUUCGAGAGGCUCAUCCAUUAAAAGAUCGGCAUCGAGAGAGGAUAUCAAACGUUCUUCCAGUAAAAAGCGAGCAGAAGAUAGUCCUGCGGUGGAGGCAUAUCAUUCCAUGCCAUCUUCAAGUGUCAUUACUGAUCAAGCAAAAUUCUCCAAUGAAGCGGUCACACGACCAGCAGCAGCAAUGUACACUGAAGCACGAUCCAGUAAGCAUAUCAAAAGAGCUUCACGGAUACAGUAUCUCAAAUCAGGCGGAGAGGAAAGUCACAUUCAUGUUGAUAUGGAUUCUAUUGAUGCAAAGACAAAGGAUGCAAUGGAACGAGCAAUUCUGGAUAUGAUCAAAUCCCCUAGAGUUGCUGACAGUCCGACUGGAGAAACACCUCAUUUAGAACAAUUUGCGACGAAUGAAGAUAUAAAAAGGAAAAGUUGGAAUGCCAGUACGAUUGCAAAUUCAUCUUCACAUAACAAGAGAUCUUCUUGGCUCGUUCCAAAGAGACAAAGUCAAACUGGAGCCCGUGAUUCUGAAUUGUAUGCUUUGGCAGCAAAUAUGCGUACUAUGCUCGCCAAUGCAGGUGAACCAGGAAUGGAUCAAGAUUCAGCAGCAGUAGAAGCAAUGUUGACCAGAAGCGAGAGUCAAGAUGAUGGAUUGCGCAGACGAGCAAAUCGUAGAUCAAUGGAUGACAAUAUGCCAAACACACCAACAUUUAUUGCUGAAGGAUUUGUUGAUGAAAAGUUUUCUCAGAGCAAUGAUGAACAAUUGUCAGCUAAUAAUGCUCAAAAGGAAAAGAAGAUCUCUUUCCACGCAUCAAAGUACAAUGCCAAAGGAGUUUCUAUCGCAUUUGAAGAACCAAGCGUUGAUCAAUUAUCCCAACGCAAUCAAAAUCAUCAAUCACGAUUGAGCGCCUACUCUCGUCCACGAUCUGGAAUGCAGUUCUUACGCAAUCUUUCCACUCUGCAAGGAUCAUAUGAUGAACCACAAAAUGAACAAGAAUACGAAAAUUCUGCUGAACAAGAGAAUCACUAUCUUCACUAUAAAGCAAGAAGGAUGUCAGUAAGACAAUCCACUUCUAUACCAUCGCGUAGAAGAAUAAGUGGAAUCUUUACUCCUUCUUCAACGAAUGGAGAAAGUAGCUUCUUCUCUUACACAGGUGAAGCUUUGCAAAACGUCAAACCGAGUCAAACCUUGUUCUUUGCCGGUUUCUUGUUCAUGCCUUGGCUCUGGUUUGUUGGAGGAUGGAUUGUGGACCAUGAUGGCUUAUUCUUUAUCGAUCAUGCAAAAUCUUUCCGUCCUGCUCAAGAGCCUGCUCGUGUUGAAGAUGAUGAUUCAUUGGGAAGAUCGAGUGGAUCUGAUAAUCCUUACAAUUCUGGACGAAUCUCUCGCGCUGGUUGGUAUCGUGAAGAUUGGGACAAUCAACCCGAAACAGGUUCAAUCAUCUUGCAUAGCGAAGAAGAUUUGCAAACACGCAGAAAUCGAUUCUCUCAAAUGUUGUGGCCAGACGAUAAUCUUUUCAUGAACAAAUUCCGUAAUUCAACUUUGAUGGAAGCAAUGCGCAAGCAAACACGCAAAGGCAAAGGAAUGGGAGGAGCUCUAAAACGACAACAAGAGAAGGAAAAAGAAUACAAUCCAUCAGAAGAUGAAUCGAUCACCGUUCAGGUAGCAACAAAGAUGUUCGACUGUUCAAACUUGGACAGGUAUGUCAUCAUGAAUCGCGUUAUGGCAAUCAUUGCUUGUUUCAUUGCUUUUGCUGGACUUGGAUUGGCAAUCGCUGCGGUCGUAAUUAACUUUUGAUCUUCCAGCAAUACACUUCAAUCAUGUUUCUUCCUUCUCACUCAUAUAGCUUCGCUGCAGAUGCUAUUGUACUAUAAUACACACACACAUACACACACU